Molecule: messenger RNA, 1638 nt
Organism: Besnoitia besnoiti
Lineage: Eukaryota; Apicomplexa; Conoidasida; Eucoccidiorida; Sarcocystidae
Product: GPI transamidase subunit PIG-U protein
Exons: 10
Coding region: 1-1638 (545 amino acids)
Biological process (GO): attachment of GPI anchor to protein; protein localization to cell surface
Cellular component (GO): GPI-anchor transamidase complex; membrane
Source: RefSeq, a predicted model, not a curated record
AUGGCUGGACAAACAGAGCUUCGCAGGCGCCGCCCUGGCGCGGAAUCUGAGUCUUCACGAACUGAGCCGGAUGUGCCGAUGGAGAAGGAGUCCACUUCAGACAAGGGCGAAAGCAAGCAGCCUGCAUCCGCACCCUCUAGCUUCAAAGCGUUGACCGUCUGCGCGGGACCUCGCAAAGAAGAGCGGCUCCUCUCUUGGCAGCUCGUCCUUCUUCUCUCGGUCGGCGUCGCACUUCGCGUGCUUCUCUAUUCAGUGGGGCUGACGCUUCCAGAGUCUACAGAGCCUCUUGUCUCUCCGUCCUCUUCCUCUUUUUCUUCGUUCCGCGAGGCUCUCACUCUGCAGGCGCUGUCUUUUUCGCCCUACACGGGGGGCGUAUACCGGCAGCAGCCGCUGAUCUUCCUCGCCCUCCAGUGGCUCACGAGAGCGGGCCAGGGCGAAGACGAGAACUGCGACACCUCCGGAUGUCAGUGGCGAUACUACAUCGUCUUGAUCUGCAUCGAUUUGGUCGCCGCCCUCGCCCUCGCUGCCGCAGCUGCGGAGGCGCACAAAUGGGCGGUGAACUUCCGGCGCAGGGGCGCGGAGGGCUCAGCUCCGCAGCCGCGCACGGAAGAGGCAGAAAGCAAGCAGGAGCUCCCAUCGAAGGAGAGUCUGGCGGAGCGACGCCGGUCUGAGGACAGCGAAGCGGUCAUUGCGCCGCCGGCCCUCGUCGCCGCGAAUUACUUCCUCCAUCCCAUGACCGUCGGCGCCAUUCUCUCUCUGACGAUUCACACGCUUCCUCUGGCCUGCUUCGCGCUCGCCCUCGCGUGUGCAACCCGCGCGGGGCGGUGCUCCAGGUGUCUCUGUGUGAUCUUCUUCGGCUGCACCAUCUACGUCGGGCCUCCCCAGGCGCUUCUUCUCGCUCUCCCUCUGGCGCACCUGAUGCAUGCAGUUCGCACGCAAACUGUUCAGCGCCCGGACCUCUUGGAAGUCCUGCCGUCCCCGAAGGAAGACAUCCUCCCUGGCGUUCUUCGCGGCCUGCUCAUCCUCGUCGCGGGGGUCGCUUUCUGCGCAAGUCUGCAUGUCGCCUCGUACCUGGCUCUCCGGAUCUACACUCCAGAUGCCGCCGACUACUUCGACUCCACCGUUGUCGCCCUCUGGGAAGUCAGAGACCUAGGCCCGAACCUGGGCAUUUUUUGGUACAUCCUCUCCCUUAUUUUUGAAAGAUACCGCCUCCUCUUCGUCAUGAUCUUCCAGGGUCACUCCUUCAUUCUCGUCGUGCCUCUCUUUGUUCGAAUGUUUCGCUACCCUCUGGCGUACUGCCAAGUCAUCAUCGCGAUCGCGCUUCUGUUUCAGCCCUUCUUCUGCAUCGCGGACUCCGCUUUCCUUCUCACUCUGCUCAUUACCCGCUGGCAAGUUGUCAAGCAGAAGGCGGCGUUCGUGAAGAUGGUAGUUGUCACGGUUGUGGCCGCCUCCAUUUAUCCAGUCGUGACGGAGCUGUGGCUGGGGCGGAACACUGGCAAUCCGAACUUUGUCUACAACAUCCAGACGAUCUUCCACAUCUUCGUGGGGUUCCUGGUCGUGGAGUGGAUCAAAGGCGUCAUUCUGGACAAGUUGUUCACUUCGUCACAGCCCGCUGAGCAGAGGGCAAAGACGGCCUGA